Molecule: messenger RNA, 1631 nt
Organism: Theileria equi strain WA
Lineage: Eukaryota; Apicomplexa; Aconoidasida; Piroplasmida; Theileriidae
Product: Eukaryotic translation initiation factor eIF2A family member protein
Exons: 12
Coding region: 1-1623 (540 amino acids)
Biological process (GO): translational initiation
Cellular component (GO): cytosolic small ribosomal subunit
Molecular function (GO): mRNA binding; translation initiation factor activity; tRNA binding
Source: RefSeq, a predicted model, not a curated record
AUGGAUGAAGUCUCAGAUAAGUUGGACGGAAUAACCAUCAGGGAUGCCUCUUCCCAAAAUAGAUAUUGGUUUAUUGUUGCCAUUAGUAAAAAGAAAUUACACAUUUACAAAUUUUAUCCAAAACAUCUUUCAAAUUCAGAUGACAAAUUGGAGCUGUUUUGGGAAAAAGGGUCCAUAUCCAAAUGUUUCGUCAGUAAUAAAGGCCAUCAGGUAUGUAUAUUAAAAGAAGGCUCUGAUUUACUCGAAAUUACGGAUAUCGAAUCGGGAAGAGUUUCGCGUACCAUAGCGGUACCUGCUGAAUCUCCACUUAAGGAAGUAGUAUUUAGUCCAUUGGAUACUCAUUUAAUGGUUUUAACUACUUGGACUGAAACUUAUCCGAAUAACUUAAAUGUUUAUAAUUUGCUAGAUGACAAGAUUCCUCCUGUUAUAUCACUUCCAUAUCAAAAAACCUAUACAAUAACAAGGUUUCCGAUGUGGACACCAGAUGAAAAAUAUUGCGUAUUAAGGGUACACUCUGAUAUUAAAGUCUGGAAAAACAACGAAUUUAAUGAUUCGGGAUUUUUAGGAGCGUUGAACAUUCAAUUAGGUGCUGGAGAAGCUCCUACCGUUCUUCCUACAAACGUUGUGUUGUCGAUAUCCCCAGUGUACAAGAAGGGGAAUUGUUUUAUCGGAAUUUUUGUUUCCAAUCAGGGGAAAUUUGACCAAGGUGUUUUAAAGAUUUAUUCUUCUGAUGAUUUACAAAAACCCAUUUUUGAUCGCCAAUUUGGCCAAGCUGAAGAGGGCGAUUUGUUUUGGAAUAAGACUGGUUCUGCUGUAAUCUUUAGAACGUUUACGAAUAACGUAAAAGGUCUUUCAUCCUAUUAUGGUGGUAAUGCCUUAUUUCUCAUUCACACUUCUAACGGGCAUUUAAAGACCAUUUCAACCCCUACAGAGGGGUUGGUUCAUGAUAUUUCAUGGUCAAAGAAAAGUAACGAAUUUCUGAUAGCAAAGGGGCCAAUGCCUGCAGAGUUGGACUCAUAUGAUGGGAAUAAUGGUUCAAAAAUAUUAAGUUUCGGAAAGUGCAGUAGGAAUACCAUAAAACGGGACCCUUUCGACAGAUUAGCACUAAUGGGAGGAUUCGGAAAUUUACGUGGCGACAUUGAUAUUUGGGACUUGAAAACUAAGAAAAUAAUUGCUCAGAGCAAGUCCGAUUGUUCUGUUACUUGUGAAUUUUCCCCAGAUGGAAGGUACUUUGUUACUGCAACAACCGUACCCAGGAUGAGAGUUGAUUGUUGUUUUAAAAUCUUUUCCUACAGUGGGAGAUCUGUUACAAGGGUUGAUUUUGAAGAACUUCAUAAUGUGUAUGUUAAAUCACCCAAUUUUGUUUUUGCCGAACGUGAUCCGUCCCCUCAUGUUCGUAUAACUGAAAGUACUAGUACAUCAUCCGCACCACUAUACCGUCCACCGGGGGCUUUGGGGGCAAACUUUCGUACCCUUAUUAAGCCAACGACACCAAAUCUGAUCGCAAUACCCGUGUCACAACUGAAAAAGAGCAAGCCUGCGGGACCACCAGGUGCUGACGCUGCCCUUUUAUCUGCUGCCUCAAAAAUUGGCAAGAAGAAAAAGAGCAAGAGUAAAAACUAAGUAUUUGC